Messenger RNA from Ornithodoros turicata, 3255 nucleotides. RefSeq lists its product as uncharacterized. The coding region runs from base 1 to 3255 and encodes 1084 amino acids. NCBI's taxonomy places the organism in Eukaryota, Metazoa, Arthropoda, Arachnida, Ixodida, Argasidae. The transcript has a single exon. The record is from RefSeq and is a predicted model, not a curated record. Gene Ontology annotation, molecular function: zinc ion binding; nucleic acid binding.
AUGGAUCGUCUAAAGCAAAAACGAGGAGUUCUACGUACAGCAGUGACGAAGCUUAUCAACGAAAUCGACGUGUUACUGGAAGCACCUACUACAACGACGGGUGAGCUUUGCACAAAACUUGAUCUUUUGAAGUUAAAAGAAGAGACUCUGAAGUCUUUAGACAACUCUAUCGAGGCUAUUGUGGUGGAUGAAGACUUCGCUGAUGAGAUUCAGACAGUCUUUUCUUACGAAGAAAAAAUAUGUGUAACGAAAUCAAAAAUUUGUCAGAAACUGAAUGUGCAUGAGAGACCACCUGAAGUACAACCGGAGUCCACAACAGGCACGCAACAAACACGGGCAAGAAACCCCACUGAUACCAGGGUGAAACUACCAAAGUUAGAAGUACCGAAGUUCAACGGAGAACUUACGCUUUGGACGACGUUUUGGGAUCAGUUCGAAUCCAGUAUUCAUACAAACGAAACUUUGCACAAAGUUGACACGUUCAAGUACCUUAAGAGCUACUUGACUGGCAAAGCAGCUACCGCUAUUAGCGGGCUGCCACUUACCAACGAGAACUACGAUGCUGCGAUAGACAUUUUGAAACAACGUUUCAACCAGAAGCAACUUAUUGUCGACCAACAUCUACACCGCUUGUUGAAUCUGCCAAAGGUUAACGAUGCACAGAAUUCCGUACGACUUCGGGAACUAUAUGAUGAGAUCCAAGUAAGGAUACGAAGUCUACGGGCUCUUGAUGUCGACCCGAAAGAUUACGGAGUCAUGCUGAUGACUGUGUUACGGAAGGUCAUACCAAAAGAGGUGACUUUAGACUACAAUCGCAAGUACGCGGGAGCUACCCCCGAAGGCAAAGAAGAAAUUGAGAAUUUUCUAGACUUUCUCAAAGUCGAAGUGGAAAGUCGAGAGAAGGACAUGUCGUCAAUCGACAAGCGCAUGGAAGGCGGACGUCAUAGCAUGGAACGAAGGGACACAAGGCGACCUUUCGAGCGGCAAACGACCGGAGCCUUGGCGACUGGAGUGACAGUUCGACAGACAGACUGUGUUUUAUGCAAAGCAACUGACCAUACUCUAGAAAACUGCAACGGCAACCUCGCGGUUGAAGACAAGAAAGCUUUACUUUCACGAGAAGGUCGCUGCUUCAAGUGCGGAAAGCGGUAUCACCGAUCAAGAGACUGCAGAACCGCUCCUCGUCUAAAAUGCUCACACUGCGGUGGGCAUCAUCUCACGGUACUAUGUGAACAGCCCUUGAAGAGACAAGGCAAUGAAGAACCCAGGAAUUCUCGUUUGGGUGUGUUGUCAUCUACCAUGUCUGAGUCCGAAAUCAACAGAGACAGCGGCACGAUCCUUCUACUGACAGCUCGGGUAUGGGCAGAAACUAACGCAAAGCGACAGUAUGUGAGGAUAAUGCUUGACGGAGGAAGUCAAAGGACAUUUAUUAAGGAGUCCCUUUCACAUCUGCUUGACUGCGAAUCAGUAGGGGAGGAGGUGUUGACGAUAUGCGCCUUCGGUUGUAGGCCGUUGAAAAGAAGGUGUCGUCGUGCUAAAGUUUGGCUUCGCAGCCAAUAUUCCCGCAAAGAAGUGUGUGUUGAAGCACUGGAAACACCUGAUAUUUCAGCUAAUGUGCUACACCCACCUGAUUGUAAUCUAACACGAACUCUAGCCGAGAGAGGCAUGCAGGUGGCCGACGUUGUACUUACGGGCAUAACCUGUAAUAGCGAGGUCCAGAUCCUCAUUGGUGCAGAUUCCUACUGGGCAGUAGUGACAGGCGAGACGGAACCAAUCACAGACAAGCUCUUCGCGAUUAAAACGAUAUUCGGCUGGACAGUUCAAGGCCCUACUUCCUCAUCGCCGUCUGACAACUUGGACACCAAUGUAGGUGUGCUUAGAGUAACAGCGGAAAGCUUUGAAGACGAAACUUCUUCCCAGCUGCGAAGAUUUUGGGAACUUGAACACAUUGGGAUUCAGCACAACAAAACCGAAUGCAAAGAAGAUCGUACUAAUGAAGUGAUGGAUCAUUUUACUAAAACAAUUACGAAGAAAGACGGAAGGUAUGAAGUUUCCCUACCUUGGACCACGAAAAAAGACGAGUUACCUUCAAAUCUAGAAGUAGCAAAGACAAGACUCCGAUCGCUAACGAAACGCCUCAUGAGAGACAGUGGGGUAAUUGAAGAGUACGAUGCUGCUAUUCGCCUCUAUGAACAAAACAGACAUGCGGAAAAGAUACCAGCGGACGACAACUCGACUAACACUCAGUACUACCUUCCUCAUCGAGCCGUGAUUCGACGUGAAAGGGACACCACAAAAAUCAGGAUUGUAUUUGAUGCUUCGUCUAGUGUCGCUAGCGAACCUUCUCUCAACGAUGUUCUUCAUGCUGGACCAAAUCUUAAUCCGGAGGUCCUUCACGUUCUGCUCCGCUUUCGCAGGAACACAGUUGCACUGAUCGCUGAUAUUGAGAAAGCCUUCCUACAGAUUUCAUUAGCCGAAGCUGACCGCGAUGCUUUAAGAUUCCUGUGGUACACGACAACACCGAGAGUGGGGCAACCAUUACCCGACGUUGAAGUUCUGCGUAUGACACGGGUCCCAUUCGGCGCUACUUCAAGCCCUUUUCUUUUAGCUGGAACUGUGCGACACCAUCUACAAACAUCGUCUGAAAAGUACCCGACGACUUGCAAACUCCUCUUAGAGAGUUUCUACGUAGAUGACCUGGUAACCAGCGUCGACACAGUUGAAGAAGCACAACAGCUUUGGAAGGAAUCAGUCAUCAUUUUUGAAGAUUGCUGCAUGAGAUUACGAAAAUGGGCAACCAAUGAUGAACAGCUGUGUGCAACUCUGCGGCACUACGAAGACGAAAGGUUGAUCUCACACCACGAGAGGAAGGUGUUAGGUCUGGUUUGGGACGCGGAAAGUGAUACGUUACGAGUUGCGUUAAAUUCCGUGAUGGACUUUCUGCUGACAGCUAACGUUACAAAGCGUAGCCUGCUUCAAACGGUAGCGCGAAUAUUCGAUCCUCUUGGGAUUCUCGCACCAUUCGUUAUAAAAGCCAAGAUCUUGUUCCAACGUGUCAUGAACUCCCAAAAGCCGAUGAAAUAUGGAUUUCAAGGAGCAUUAAAAGUACGGCGCAAGUACUCAGCCAAUCCGUACACGUAUUCUGCGACGCCAGUUUACAGGCGUACGGAGCGGUCGCCUACAUCAGGAGCCAAUAUGCCGACGGAUCAUGUACCGUUCAACUUUUGUUGUCGAAAAGCAGAGUUGCUCCUUUGA